Messenger RNA from Alnus glutinosa, 1389 nucleotides. RefSeq names its product UDP-glycosyltransferase 84B2-like. Gene Ontology annotation, molecular function: UDP-glycosyltransferase activity. Lineage: Eukaryota; Viridiplantae; Streptophyta; Magnoliopsida; Fagales; Betulaceae. The coding region runs from base 16 to 1389 and encodes 457 amino acids. The transcript is spliced from 2 exons. The record is from RefSeq and is a predicted model, not a curated record.
CAAGUGCAUGUUCUAAUGGUGACAGCGGCAAUGCAAGGUCACCUAAACCCAAUGCUAAGGUUCGCCAAACGCCUUGUCUCAAAUGGCGUUCAUGUAACCCUAGCAACCACCGAACUCGCCCGCCAGCGAAUGCUCAAGCACAAUACUUUCACUUCCCAAAACACCACAAUACAGCUUGAGUUCUUCUCUGAUGGCCUUAGCCUUGAGUUUGACCGUGAAAAGAAUCUCGAGCUCUUUGUUGAAUCGCUGCGAACCACAGCAUCCAAAAAUCUUUCAGAUCUCGUUACCAACCUAGCCAAGGACAACAAAUUUUCUUGCAUGAUUGUCAAUGGCUUUAUGCCAUGGUGGGCUGAUGUUGCUGCCGAGCAUGGCAUCCCGGCCGCGAUGCUUUGGAACCAAGCUUCUGCUAUAUACUCCAUAUACUAUCACUACUUUAAGCAUCCAGACUUGUUUCUCGAUUUGGAAAAUCCAAAAGGGGUCGUACAGUUGCCUGGAAUGCCAUUGUUAAAGAUAGAAGAUCUUCCUUCGUUUAUCUUCCCUACAAAAAACGCAUGCAUGACAAAAUUGGUUUCUGAAUUUGUGCAGUAUUUGGAUAAGGUAAAAUGGGUUUUGGGUGUUUCUGUUUACGAGCUCGAGAAGGAAAUAGUAAAGUCCAUGGCUUCUCUCACUCCAAUUCGCCCCAUUGGUCCACUGGUGUCGUCAAUUCUACUAGGAAAAGAAGAAACUGUUCCCCUUAAAGUUGAUAUGUGGAAUGCCGAAGAUUAUUGCAUAGAAUGGCUAAACAAUCAGCCACCUUCCUCUGUCAUUUAUGUCUCCUUUGGCAGCAUGAAGGUAUUAUCACAAAAGCAAAUGGACAACAUAGCCAUAGGGUUGAAAAAGAGCAACAAACCUUUCCUUUGGGUAGUUAAGCCACCGGAGAAAGGCUCAGAGAGGAAAGCUGGUGAACUGCCACUAGGGUUCUUGGAAGAGACCGAGGGGAUUGGUCUGGUGGUCAGUUGGUGCUCCCAGGAGAAGGUGCUUAUGCACCAGGCAGUGGCUUGCUUUAUGACUCAUUGUGGGUGGAACUCGACGCUGGAGACAGUUGUCGCCGGGGUGCCCGUUAUUGCUUAUCCGGAGUGGACGGAUCAGCUGACAAAUGCCAAGCUUUUAACAGAUGUUUUUAAGGUCGGGGUGAGAAUAAGAAAUGGAGAAGACGGGGUUGCUGGCGCAGAGGAGGUUGAGAGGUGCAUUGUAGAGGUCAUUGACGGGCCAAGGGCAGCAGAGAUAAAGAAGAGAGCGAUGGAGUUGAAGGAGGCUGCCAAGAAAGCAGUGGAGGACGGUGGCUCUUCUGAACACAACUUCAACCAAUUUAUCGAUGAGAUUGCUCGAAAACCUUGCCGUGCUCUUUAG